GUGUAGGGGAAGACACAAAAUUAGAGAGAGAGUGGAGGAUAGGGAGAAAGAAGGAGGUGGUUGGAAGGCAACAAGGAUUUAAUUAAACCACAAAGAAAGAGGAAUCUGGAAUCAAAAGAACACACCGGUUAUGGCUGCAUCAUGGAACGAAGCCGUUUUCGCUGCUCGAAGAAGGCAAGAGGAUGAGGACACCACCAAAAGUAGUAUUUUCACGUACACAAACAGCAACAACACCAGGGGUCCCUUUGAUGGUCCAAAUUACCACAUCGCACCUCGAUGGGUCUACAACCUCACUACACUAUGGAUGAUCUUUGUGGUCAUGGCCUCUGUUUUCACCAAUGGCCUAGUCUUGGUUGCCACCUAUAGAUUUAAGAAGCUUCGACAUCCUCUGAACUGGAUCUUGGUCAACCUAGCAAUCGCUGACAUUGGAGAGACACUUAUUGCCAGUGUCAUCAGUGUCAUUAACCAAAUUUCUGGUUACUUUAUCCUCGGCCAUCCACUUUGUGUUCUGGAGGGUUUCACAGUUGCAACAUGUGGAAUCACUGCUCUUUGGUCUUUAACCGUCAUUGCCUGGGAACGAUGGUUUGUAGUCUGCAAGCCUUUUGGAAACAUAAAGUUUGAUGGAAAAUUGGCAAUUGGGGGCAUAAUAUUUUCGUGGGUUUGGUCAGCUGGCUGGUGUGCACCUCCAAUUUUUGGUUGGAGCAGAUAUUGGCCUCAUGGUUUGAAGACCUCCUGUGGUCCAGAUGUGUUUAGUGGAAGCACGGACCCUGGCAUUCAGUCUUACAUGAUGGUACUCAUGGUUACGUGCUGUAUAAUUCCUCUGGGUAUCAUUGUCCUCUGUUAUAUUGCCGUUUGGUGGGCCAUCCGGAAGGUUGCCCAGCAGCAGAAAGAGUCAGAAUCCACUCAGAAAGCCGAGAGAGAAGUGUCCAGGAUGGUGGUAGUCAUGAUCUGUGCAUAUAUAUUUUGCUGGGGACCAUAUACAUUUUUCGCUUGCUUUGCCUCUGCCAACCCAGGAUACAGUUUCCACCCUCUGGCUGCCUCAUUGCCCGCGUACUUUGCCAAGAGUGCUACCAUUUACAAUCCGAUUAUCUAUGUGUUCAUGAACAGACAGUUCCGGAACUGCAUUUAUCAACUUUUUGGAAAAAAGGUCGAUGAUGGAUCUGAGUUGUCCACUACUUCAAGGACUGAAGUGUCUUCCGUUUCGAAUUCGUCAGUGUCGCCUGCCUAAGAUACCCACGGCUCUUAAAUUUUGUCCUUAAUCUAUUAUCUUGUAUUUAUUUCUCUGUUUAUUCUGUAUAUAUUUGAUUCCCGGGGCAGUUAUAGACAGUUAAUCACAACGUAAAAUACUUUCUCUCUUACGUGUCCAGCCACAAGUGACAUGAGGCUAUGACGGCACUAAUAACACAUUAUUUGGCAGUGUCAAAAGCACAUUUUGCUUAUUAAUGACCUAAUAUCAAACAUGCACCUACAACUAAAUAUUAUUAUAUGGGCAGCCGGACUGUCCUGUUCUUAACAUGCUAAAUGCAACAAUAUAGCAAUCUUUCAAAUGUAGCUGGAACAAAGUGGACAGAAAUUACCAAGAGUGGAUGAAUCUUGGUUUAAUGUGUCCAAGCUAUCACCAAGUCAAGACCUCUCGACUUGCACAAAUAGCUUAGUCCGCCAUGUUUGAAAUCCGACUCUGCCUUCAGCAGGCUCUUCAGCUAUUGGUGAAUGAAUGGCAUAUGAUAUGAAACAAGCCUGCACUUGGAUGGGAAUAAGCUGGGUGAGCACACUAAGAGUUGUAGCUCAACAAGUGCAAGAGAGUUACCUGUUACUUGUAGCCCCGUCCUAAAACAUAACUUCAACACAGCAUUGGGCUGUGAUGCAUUCACUUAAAAACACGAAUGAAGGUUACAACACAGCAUUGGGCUGUGACGCAUUCACUUAAAAACACGAAUGAAGGUUACAACACAGCAUUGGGCUGUGACGCAUUCACUUAAAAACACGAAUGAAGGUUACAAAUGUAAGAACUCACUUGAUGCAUGCCCCUCUUUUAAAAUUGUAUUGAAGGUGUAAAAAUAUGAAUGUUAAAAUGCAGAAUACAUAUAUGCUUGAGUCUUGU
Pelobates fuscus (common spadefoot toad) is the source of this 2101-nucleotide messenger RNA. Its product is annotated as red-sensitive opsin. The transcript is spliced from 6 exons. NCBI's taxonomy places the organism in Eukaryota, Metazoa, Chordata, Amphibia, Anura, Pelobatidae. Gene Ontology annotation, cellular component: photoreceptor outer segment; plasma membrane. Gene Ontology annotation, molecular function: G protein-coupled photoreceptor activity. The coding region runs from base 131 to 1228 and encodes 365 amino acids. Gene Ontology annotation, biological process: phototransduction; cellular response to light stimulus; visual perception. The record is from RefSeq and is a predicted model, not a curated record.